AUGGACAGAUUCACAAAAAUCAACGAGGCUUACGAAACGUUGGGGGACCCGGAAAAGCGAUCUCUCUACGACAUGCACGGGUACACAGUCACUCAGGAGGAACCACACCCUCGCAAGAGCAGUAGCAACAAUAACCGCGGAUAUACGAAUUUCAGAUCGGGUCCGUUUGGAUCUUACAACUUGAUAUCGGGAGCCGAGUCGAUUAUCGACAAAUAUAUGAUAACGCAGAGGUUUUACGAGACCCGCAUCCAAUUAGAGAGCUUUCGCGUACCUUAUUUCAUAUAUGCUUACGCCGACGGGUGUCUCAUUUGUCUCCAUUACGAACCCUUGAUAGAAAAACUGAUUAAGGAAAUUGUCAAAGUCGGAAUAGGGAUUGGAACCAUCCAUGUUUCGUCCAACCGAGCACUGGGCAGCAACCUUCGAAUCAAUGAAGUGCCCCAGAUAAUGGCAGUUGUCAACGGACGCAUCACCUACUUUAAACGUCAGGUUUCGAUGCAGAAUCUCCGGGAUUUUAUCCGUAACCUCUUCCCGCCCAGUACAAUCCAGUUGAUAACCGAUAAGAAUUUUGACGAAUUUCUUCAUUCCUGGUCGGACAAUCGGAUGCGCGCAUUGUUUUUCAGUCCCAGAGAGAAACCUCCCUUACGCUUCCUAAUGCCAGCUUUCAGUCGACGGGAAAAGAUCGCAUCCAGGUUCGUGAAUACGCGGAGUCCCCUAGUGGAAGGUAUCCUGCGUAGGUACAACGUGAACAAAGCCAAAGAUACUCUCCUGAUGGUUGGUGAGUCUAGCAAUUCCACUGUUGCCGUAGUUACUAUGCGUACUUUGUCCAAGGGUAGCAUUGAUGAAGUAAUGGAGGCUAACCAGUACCUCACCCUGCCCCGUCUCUCAUCACAGGUAUUCUUUGAUGAGCUGUGCCCAGUUGAAAUCCGGGUCAAACGAAGAAAGCUCUCACUCAUCAUCCUCCUCCUCUCUUUCCUACUUUCUUACUCCUUAUUUCUCCUCUUCCUACUCCCCAACUUGUCUUCCCCAACUCCCAGCAUUUCUUUUUUUCUUCCUCUCUUGAGCACUAUACCUACAGCUCUCAUUAUUUACUUCUUCUCUUCCCACUCCUAUCAUUUGUUAAUCUUUUUCCCUUCCUCUCUUCAGCACUUUACCUCCUCUUCUCUCUCCUCUCCCCAUUCCUAUAAUUUCUUUUCUUUCUAUCUUGAUACUUUACCACCUCCUCACUCUCUUCCCCUUCUCUAA
Acanthosepion pharaonis is the source of this 1242-nucleotide messenger RNA. The record is from the annotation of a GenBank genome assembly. Lineage: Eukaryota; Metazoa; Mollusca; Cephalopoda; Sepiida; Sepiidae.